GGUAUGAACACUCGCCGAAGUCUCUUCUUUCCUCCGAGGUGGCUAAAGUGUCCCCGUGUAGGAGGCCUUCUUGUUGACCUAUUUAUUCCUUUCAAGACCCCUCUUGAUCACAAGUACGCCGACUUCAUUCCUUCUGAUGAAAUUUUUGAUGUCGAUAGUUUGUUCGACUACAUAAAGCCGUACCAGUUUGGUCUUGUCUUUGACCUUACGAAGUCGACUCGCUUUUACCAUCGGAGAGAGAUAGAAGAUCAUAACUGCACCUAUGUAAAGAUUGCCUGCAAGGGCAAUGAGGAAUGUCCCACAGAAGAACAGGUUAACCUCUUCAUUGGUGUAGUAAACAAUUUUGUGUCAAAGAACAAAGAAAACGGAAAGAAGAUUGGUGUUCACUGCACUCAUGGUUUUAACCGGACAGGCUUCAUGAUAGUGGCUUACCUUGUUCUUGAAUGCAACUAUAGUUUGGAGCUUGCUUUAAAGUUGUUCUCUGAUGCUCGACCUCCUGGGAUCUACAAAGCAGACUACCUCAUGGAACUUUACAAACGAUUUGACGAUCCUGACGACUGUCCUCCUGCUCCAGAACUCCCUGACUGGUGCUACGAAGAAGCGUUUCAAAGCGCCACCUCUUCUACACCUUCAAGGAAACGCAAGCACGAUACUGGUGUUGAUGAUGAAAAUGAUGGCGAAGAUAUUACCGGCGGUGGUGAGAAAAAUGGAGUUGUUGCCUCCAACUCUGCCUUCACCACGCGUCUACCACCAACACCGCCAGGCCAGCCUAAGUUGAUGGAGGGUGUGACAGAUGUGGAAACGCUUGACCAAGCCUCCGAGGAGGCGCAUCUCGUGCGCACUGUGGUUGACUACCUCAUCAGGCUGGGUGGUGUUUGGCUUCGCAACGAGGGCUCAGAUCAAGAUUCCCUGUAUCCUCCCGUCUCUAGUCUCUCUGAGGCCAUUCUUCGCGAGCCCCUCAAUCUCCCACUCAAUUGUGAUCCCACACUCCGUUUUCGUGGAAGCCAACCAGUCUCCAUGACUCGUCGCAACGCUCGCCUCAUUGUAGACAGCCCCUACGCGGUGACAUACAAAUCGGAUGGGAUUCGCUACCUUAUGCUUAUUCAUGGCCCCCGGCGAAUCUACCUCAUUGAUCGAGGCAAUUUCGUCUACAAGGUAGGAUGCUUAGAGUUUCCCACGGCAUUGUGGUUGCAAAAGGCCUUAAAGGCUCAGCAGAAUGGUACUCCUGUGACUGAUUUUAUGACCGAGCCAGGCGGGCAUUUGGUGAAUACCCUGUUGGACGGUGAGCUCGUGGCCUUCGAUAACACUCCCGAGAGACCGAUCAAGUUCCUGGUCUUCGAUGCUAUGGUGAUUCAGGGCUAUCCUUGUGGCAGAGAGCCGUUCGGAAGUCGAUUGAAUUAUAUUGAGAGAUUUGUCAUUCGACCUAGGAAUGAUGCAGGGCACAAGGACUUGGUAAAUUUUACCAAGCAGGCGUUUUCUGUGCGAAAGAAAGUCUUCUAUCCUUUGGGCUAUGUUUCCAAGCUUAUUAAUCCUAACCGAGAAGCAUUACAACAUGAGACUGAUGGACUAAUCUUCCAGCCGGCGGGACCACAGGAUGUCUAUGUGUUAGGCACCUGCAAUGAGACGCUGAAGUGGAAGCCACCGGAAUUGAAUACCAUUGACUUUCGCUGCCGCAUCCGCUUCCACACUGCGCUUGGCGAGGUGAGUCGAUAUGUAGGGGAGUUGUAUUUGAGCGGCUCUUCGGUGCCAAGCGCACAUCUGGCGCGUGUGACCUCGAGGGACCAGGACCUCAACGGAAAGAUCGUGGAGUGCUAUGUGGACCCCACCAUUCAAGGUUGGAAGGUGCUGCGUGUGCGUACUGACAAGACCGAGCCCAAUCAUCUCUCUGUUGGCCGGCGUAAGGCCAGUAUAUCCUUUUCCCUUUCAGUGAUAAUGGAGAGCAUUCAGUACCCCGUGAAAUCGGAUGACUUAAUCAGACUGGUGUCAAUGCAGCAUCAGACCUACAUGCGUGAAAAGGAGGAGCAUGCAAAAGAAGCUCCGGCACCUAGUACCUCCCAUGGUGCUCCCAUCCCCUAG
Molecule: messenger RNA, 2076 nt
Organism: Hydatigera taeniaeformis
Lineage: Eukaryota; Metazoa; Platyhelminthes; Cestoda; Cyclophyllidea; Taeniidae
Source: the annotation of a GenBank genome assembly